Branchiostoma floridae (Florida lancelet) is the source of this 721-nucleotide messenger RNA. RefSeq names its product von Willebrand factor A domain-containing protein 8-like. Gene Ontology annotation, molecular function: ATP hydrolysis activity; ATP binding. Bases 254 to 721 code for a protein of 155 amino acids. Gene Ontology annotation, cellular component: cytoplasm. The transcript has 5 exons. The record is from RefSeq and is a predicted model, not a curated record. NCBI's taxonomy places the organism in Eukaryota, Metazoa, Chordata, Leptocardii, Amphioxiformes, Branchiostomatidae.
GGUUGACCCCACAAGAGAGGUCAUCAUGCAUGGUGGUCUUGUGAGGACUUCAGAUCAAAAGUUGUCAUCAUUUUUCGCCGUCUCUGUGUAAAUAAGACCGCCCGAUGCAGAAGAUUUCUGUUGUAGAAAGAUUUUUGAAGAAUAUAUUUUCAGUAUGAACUGAGUCUGGUUUCACCAGGGAGGUAAUAAGUGAUUUAUAAGUGAUUGAAAAACUGGGGCAUAGGUGGAUAACCGUUCGGUGUUCAGAGGUCAGAUGCAGACGAUUUUUGCCGGUACCCGGCUAGCUCGGGUAGGGAUGACUUCUGACAAUGCUGUCCGCCGCAUCAGGCUGCUAGCUGGGCUCAUCAAUACAGGAACAGCGUCGGUGAAGCCGCGCUUUCUCUGCAGCGAUGCAAGAGUGAGUAUAGGAGAUGUCAGUAUUCCUCUCAAGCAGCCCAGAAACCCAGAGUUGGUGCCUGUCAAAUAUGCAAACGGUACCUUACCACAGUCAACAAUGAGGCAUUUGAGAUGGAUCAUGCAAAAGGAUGCUCUUGGACAGGAUGUGUUUCUGAUUGGUCCCCCAGGUCCACUGAGAAGGGCGUUGGCCAUGCAGUAUUUGGAAAUCACUAAGAGGGAGGCAGAAUACCUGGCACUGUCCAGAGACAGUACAGAAACAGACCUGAAACAGAGGAGGGAAAUUCGCUCAGGAAGCGCCUUCUAUAUCGACCAGGUACAUGUAUAG